Messenger RNA from Haplochromis burtoni (Burton's mouthbrooder), 4450 nucleotides. RefSeq names its product cadherin-related family member 5. Gene Ontology annotation, cellular component: membrane; catenin complex; adherens junction. Lineage: Eukaryota; Metazoa; Chordata; Actinopteri; Cichliformes; Cichlidae. The record is from RefSeq and is a predicted model, not a curated record. The transcript has 16 exons. Gene Ontology annotation, biological process: cell-cell junction assembly; homophilic cell-cell adhesion; calcium-dependent cell-cell adhesion. The coding region runs from base 1741 to 3720 and encodes 659 amino acids. Gene Ontology annotation, molecular function: calcium ion binding; cadherin binding.
AUUCUACAUUAAGCCAAGCCUGCUAGCAUUAGCAUCAAGUAAGCUACAGCCAAAAAUCACAAUUCAUACACAAUUCUCAUAACAAACCACUUCUUUUACUAAGUUUUCCACUUAGUAAGCUUAGUAAGUAAUCUCUCUAGUCUUCAAUAAUGUUAAUGCAUAUUUACUAACCCGUGGUAAAGAACAGAAACACACACACAUUGAGCGGUGUUAGCUUCACAAUGCAAAGAAUUAUUUUUCUGCUUCACACACUUACCACCCUUAUGAUAAACGCCCUCUAGUGUCUCGAUGUGGAAUAGCAUGUUAAUGCCCGAAACUGCCACAAAAGUGCUUGACUGACAGGUUAACAAAACAAACAUUAAUUUCGAAAAAAAAUCUUCACAGGUGAUUGUUUUUCUCUUUCUCUUUUAAAGUAUCAUGUUUUAACAGAUUACUGUUUGCACAGAGAACCGAUUAGGCUUCUUUUGUGUGCAGGUGCAGGUCAGGAAUCAGUUUAUCCAUACACUCAGUGAAACUACACUCAUCCCCACGGUUACAGCCUUAAAGCUUUCUUUUAGCGUGAUUAGUGAUCAAACAUCUGACACGUACAUGGAUGUGUAUGUGUUUGUAACUAUGUUUGGAUCAGAGGUCACUGACUCUGAUUGGUUCCUCCAGCUGUUCUCUGACCGCCCAAAAAGGAGGAGGUGAGGAUGAGGGUGGACCUCAGAGUCCUGAUCCAGGUUCCCCGAUAAAACUGCUGUCAUUUGAUUAAUGAGAGCAUGCUCGCCUCCAUUCAAAGAGCAUGCUCAGUAGCGACUGUUUCAUUAAGUCCAUUAAGAGUAUCCCCACACCUGAGCUAGCCGACUUCAUUCCUGCCAAAAUAAAGGGCUUGAAUGCAAUAAUCACAGCUGUUUUAGACUUUCCAGAUGUGGAAGCGAAUGGAUCAAACACGGCACCAGACGAAAAGGAAGAAAAAUUGCCUCCUUUUCAGGCUUUCAACACUACCAGAACCUGGACAGAUAUGACAAACAGGAAACUGAAUGUUCAUGAACGUCAGUGAGGAAAACUGUACACGUGACAGCAGCCACAACCAAUGAGACAAAAGAACUUCUGACAUGUGACAAGGUGGUAACUCAACCCAAGAUUAGAAUCCUUGCAGAUGGCAGUGACAGUUACUCAUAGUCAUGUGACAUGUUCAGUCCUGUGACCUGUGAAACAGGACGUGUUCAUUUAUGGCUCUGUGUUUGUCUGUGUGCCCACCCCACUCAGAGCCUCCUGUAACACCACAUUAAUUAAACAUUUUCUUCUUCUACAAACAAAACUUAACAAUAAAGGAGUCAGCUGAGAGCUUAUUGGCUCUCUGACAGGAAAUACUGACUAAAAACAGCGUCUCCAAGGAUGUGGAUGUUUUACUUCUGUGUGUUUGAAAUAAGCUCUGAAAGCAGCAGCAGGUGGAACCAACAGGAUCCUGCUGCUUCAAAGUCCUGCAGCAUGUUGGCCUACUUAUCCUGCUCAUUAAUGCCGGGUAAGCCUCUAAUGCUCUCUCUCUCUCACACACACACACACACACACACACACACACACACACACACACACAGUGACAAGGCGCUCUGUUCUCUGGGGACAAAGCAGAACAACAGAUCAAGGCUGAAACACAAAAACAUGAAUGUGUGAUGACAUGAGGAUGAAAUCAGCAGCAAGGUCAAGAGACAUCGGCCGACUGUAGGCCAGCAGAAGAGAGCGAGGUGGAGGAGGUCAAAGAUGAAGAUGUUGAGGUCCUGCAGGCUGCUGCUGUGGCAGGUGGCUCUCAGACUUUCUUAUAAUGUUGUUAUAGCGAGCCUAUGUCGGGAGGGCUCCGACAUCUUCACCUCAGUCAGAGAGAAUAGUCCAACAGGUGAAUUCAUCUCCAGCAUCAACAUCACUGCAGGUCCACGAGCUAACACCAUCCGCCUGUGUCUGUCGGGACGCAACGCCAACUGGUUCUACUUAGAGGGCCGGACCAUCAGACUCAACUCCUCAGUGUUCAGAGUCCUCGACCGAGAGGUGGAGGGAUCAGUGCUCAUUGCAGAGCUAAUUUGCUAUGAAAAUGACAUCAUACAGGGUAACUACAGGAUUUUGGUGGAGAUUCUGAAUGAAAAUGACAACAAACCAAACUUCCUGUUGGAGACAAUUCAGCCGUUCACCAUCAGUGAGCUGACAGCAGUGAACUCGGUGGUUUUCACUGUGAAGGCUGUUGAUGCAGAUGGGGACAUGAUCAGCUACAUCAUCGACCCGUCAUCACAAGAUGCCCAGUUCUUCAGGAUUGACCUGCCCAAUACUGGAAAGGUAGUUCUGAACAAACCUCUGGACUAUGAGACGAGAACUCACCUGCAGCUCAUCAUGUGGGCCCAGGAAUCAAACACCGUGGACAAGUUCAACACAUCUGCUGUUCUCAACAUCAACAUCGAGGAUGGUGAUGACCAGUAUCCUCACUUCUUGCCCUGCACACCUGUGUCUCCAGGUGUGCCUGUCUGCAUGAAUCCCACCUACACAACCAACAUCACACAGAAACACCAGGACGUGGGUCUGGACUUUUCUCCUGGCCCAAUCACAGCAGAGGAUGGAGACAAAGGGAUCAAUGCUCCUCUCACCUACACCAUCCUCUCAGGUCAGACUCACUCACACUCACCAUUAGACUCAUGUACAAACAUGUGUGUACAGGUGUGUUUGCUUCACCCACAGGUGAUGAUCAGGGCAGGUUCACGAUCAACAACACAACAGCAAUUGGCCACAGUGUGCCAGGUGGAUGACAGGUUGAAGUACAGUGUGGCAUCAGUUCUGGUCAGAGUUCUCUAUGAGAACGCAUUUCCUCCGGCCUUCAACAGAACCACUUACAAAGGUUUCAUCAUCCAGAGCUCUAGCCCUGCCUCCAUCGUCUCCACCUAUGGGAACCAGGUGUUGCAGGUCCAGGUGUCAGACCGUGACUUCCCUGAUGGCAGGAACCCAAAUAUCCACUAUUUGCUCCAUCCUCCAUCCGAAUUGUAUCAAGUCACAAAGGAGGGGGUUCUGAUCGCCAAGACAAACCAACUACGCGCCUUUGACAGACAAAUCCUACAGGUCAUCGCCAGAGAUGAAGAGUCGGGAGAAGAAGUGUCAGCUUCAGUGGACAUCGAAGUCCUGCAGAGAGGCCAAGCAGUGCCAAGUGGUGCGUUCAAGGAGCAACAGUUGUUUGGAGACGUGGACAGCACGCUGGCAGGAGGAAUCGCUGUGCUUAUCCUCAUCGUGCUGCUCUCUGCGAUUCUGUUUCUGCUACUUUGGACCGUCCAUAGGAGACGCGUGCAGAACCCUGAGGAUCGCCCCGCCAUCGCCUUUGGAAAACAUCCCAAUGUGAGGUUACUGUGGUUUCACAUGGUGAGCAGCCCACCUGUCUUCGUGGACGAGUCGUCACACGGCAGCAGAGCUUUUACUCGUCAGUCUGGCAGUUUUCAUGGCAGACAAGGAGUUUACACCAGGAGGCCAUCUCUGCUUCCUCCUCCAUCAUCAUCACAGCUCAGCGAGCCUGGAGAGAGCAGGACCAGACCCCCUCUUCCUCCUCCAUCAUCAUCAUCACACCUGUUUACUGUUGCAGAGAAACAUGAAGGUGGAGCUCACACCUGGGAGGAUCUGAGGUUGCCAGUUGAGCCCGCAAGUAUUCAUGGUGAAGACAUACCAGCAGUCAACACUGGGAUGCCUCAGAGAGACGAAAACAUGAAGACUGAUUGAUCAGAGGAGAUGCCACUGGUGUCCAAACCCUACCAAUCAGAAACCAGAAAGAAACGAGUCACAUAUUCAGCCAAUUAGAGAGCAGGAAUCCAAACUGUACUUUAGUCAUACUCGUGAUUCACUUUUUUUUCUUCUGGCGGCCUUAUUGGGGGGUUUUUGUGGAGAAAAAAAGUUCAAAAAUAAAAACAAACUUUUAAUGAUGUCAGUCUUUUUAUUGUUUCCAGAAGAUUAAUUAAUUUUGUUCUGAUAAUCAGAUCUCGACUUUAAUAAAUCAGGAUUUUACAGACACAUUUGUAAAAUCAACCCAGCCAUCUGUCCGUCCAUCCAGCCAUCAUCAAUCCAGGUAUCCAUUUGUCUGUCCAUUCAUCCUUUACCUUACCCUAACCUGUCACCUGAGGAGUCAGUCUUGUGUUCAUGUUUAUCAAUCAGGACUAUUGAUCAGUUUCUUCUUUUUUUGGUUGUAAAAAAAAAAAAAAUCAUCAUCCCCUACUGCAGCUCUCGAGGUGGAAGCUAAAGCUCUUCACCUUCCUCACUUCUCCCUGGCUCUUCUUCACACUAAAAACAGUUAUCAUGUUUCCAGUGAGAGAUCACGUGACCGGUAGUCCUUGUGACAUCAUCGUGUUGCAAAAAAAAGCAUAUUAAACACAUAAAGAAAAAUUUAUAAAACGGAUCAGUAUUGAUUACCUGCACUGAUAAUGUCUGAUAAUAAAACACAUUUUAUUUAAUAUUU